Perca flavescens (yellow perch) is the source of this 6368-nucleotide messenger RNA. It is a transcript of the gene impg1a, whose product is annotated as interphotoreceptor matrix proteoglycan 1a. The record is from RefSeq and is a predicted model, not a curated record. NCBI's taxonomy places the organism in Eukaryota, Metazoa, Chordata, Actinopteri, Perciformes, Percidae. Gene Ontology annotation, biological process: visual perception. Bases 508 to 4872 code for a protein of 1454 amino acids. The transcript is spliced from 17 exons.
GCUACCUGUUGUUGUCUGUUAGGUGUUUACCUGUCAUGGAUGCUUUGAUAAGCUAAAUAAGUGGACAUUUGACGUUAAUGUUCUUGUCAACUGUCAAUAAAGUUUGUAAGUGGUUUAUCUGUGACGUAACGUUCUGGAAGUUUCUCCCGUUGUGGAUUUGGUUAAUAUUUCAAAAGGACAUUGGAUAACUUCAUUUCUGCCACGAUGAUUCCUCUCUCAAAGCAAAGUUGUCUCCCACCGUCCCGCGAUUCCCCCCGGGAGAAGAGGAGCGCCUGCCUCCUACGUCCGAUGCACAUCCUGCAGACUUCGUUAGGAGUGUUUCAGCUGGAGCGCUGGUCCCUAAAUGAUCCGCCGUCUCCAUGACAACUCGCCAUACGAACACGACUGCGCCCAUGAGCUCCACCUGAGCUAGAGGACGCCGCCAGCCCCCCCCCUUUCCCACCUCCCCUUCGCCCUCCUGGAUUUACUUUUUUUUAUAUAUAUAUUUUUGGGAAGUUUCCUUCCACGAUGCUGUGGGAAUUUGGACUUGUGCUGCUGUUCGUCCUCACUCCGCAAGCCGCUAAAAUUAAAGGGGCCGGCGUCAGGCUGGACUCGGGGGCCGUGGGCCCUGUGCGUUUGGCGGAGCUGCUGAAGACGUCCCACACCCAAACCGAAGGUUCGGGGUUCGAAGUGGAGAGACGGCGACCCAAGAGGUCUGUGUUUUUACACUCGGGAGUGAGAAUCUGUCCCCAAGAGACCAUCAACGAAGUGCUCGCCAGCCACCAGGCGUAUUACCAGCUCAGAGUUUGUCAGGAGGCCGUGUGGGAGGCGUUCAGGAUCUUCUUCGACAGGAUCCCCGGGACGGCAGAGUACCAGAGAUGGGUUCACACGUGUCAACACGAGUCACUCUGCAUCUCCGACCUCACCAAAAACUUCAGCAGCUCCGAGGAGCACAUGGGCAUGAUUCACAGGAAGGUGAACCGGAUGAGAGACCGGAGGCCUCCGUCACGAGGAGUGGUGACGCCUGCACCGGCACCGAAGAUCUCUGAGAAAGCAGGUGCAGAGGUUGACAUUGUCGCUCUGCCAGAAGCCCCAGCAAUUCUCAGCCCUGUGAGUGUCUCUCCAAGCCCCGGCCUCAAGCAGACCCAUCCAAUUGAGGAGGAGUCGGAGCUUCCCAACGUGGUCCCAGAGAGUCCCGUGGAGCAGAUGGUGGAGUUCAGCAUCGACCUGGUGGAUCCGGGUUACAGAGAACUGCUGGACGAUCCAGACUCCCCUCAGUACAUCGACCUGGCUCACCACCUGCAGGACCAGAUGCAGCAUGUUUUUGACAAACUUCCGGGAUUUAAAGCCAUCCAUGUGCUGGGCAUCAGGCCCGGAGGAAUCUCGGUGCACUACUCUCUUGUCUUUGAGAUUAAUGCACCUAAAAUAAACAUAGAGAAUUCAGAGACGGCGACCGGCACCCCGGAGACUUCAGUCAGCUCUGGCCUCAGGGAAAUGGUCGCCAAGGCUCUACGGGAGGAGGCCUCGCUGCCGAUCGAUCUGGACUCGCUUAACUUCGAACCAGAAGCAAUCCUCUUGCCAGCACUGACAGCCACCUCUACAGUAGAAGUAGUGAACGAGUCCAGUGAGCCCGAUUCACACAACGAGUUUGAAGUUUCCAUUGACGAGCCAGAAGUUGAUAAACCACGGCUGGAGGUUCCCCUCACACCCAUGGAGAAGGAAAACGCCCUCGUCACCCUGCUGGAUCCCACAGCCGUCCCGGACGAUGAGAUGACGGCAGCGGGUGAGCCCGAGCAAUUAGGUGAAGACGAGGAGGAAGAAGUGCUGAUCAUUACACAUGAGAUUGAAACCAUUCAUCACGACGAAACUGGGGAACUCGUGAGAGACUACAUCCCGACCCCUCCUGUGGUUCUGGAGCUGGAGACCGAUGCUCCCUACAUCAGCCUGUCUCCUAACCUGAUAUCAGAGGAAGACCUUACUCCCAUUGAUGAUGACAGUAAGAAUCCCAGUUUGGAUGCUGUCACCCCCACCACACAGACAUCAUUAACUACAGCUCCCGCUCGAGAGGAAGUGUCCGAUGCGGGACUCCCAAUCACGACACUUUCAGGCAUCACGGGCCAGACGCCCACUGAGCCGAUAGAAAAGCUUCUAGAAGACGAAGAAGGUAAUGCUCUCCCGGAUGAGGAAGGCCCUGAACCUUAUGACCCCGGCGAGGCUUCGGAAACAGAACAUGUUUCAGAGUUGGAAACUGAAUUGUUAGAGCCAGAGGGAGAGUCAGUGGUGGAACCUGAACAAAUUGAACCAGAGGAACGGAAUUUAGAGGUGUCAGAACCUGAGACAGAAGUAGCUGAAGAGGAAGAAGUAGUUGAAGUUUCAGAGCCAGAGAAAGAGAAAGAAGUAGUUGAAGAGGAAGAACCAGAGGAAGAAGUAGUUGAAGAGGAAGAACCAGAGGAAGAAGUAGUUGAAGAGGAAGAACCAGAGGAAGAAGUAGUUGAAGAGGAAGAAGGAGUUGAAGAGGAAGAACCAGAGGAAGAAGUAGUUGAAGAGGAAGAAGGAGUUAAAGUUUCAGAGCCAGAGGAAGAAGUAGCUGAAGUUUCGGAGCCAGAGGAAGAAGUAGCUGAAGUUUCAGAGCCAGAGGAAGAGUUGGUGGCAGAAAAUCAAGACGAGGCAGCAGCUCCAGAAGCAGAGGAAGAGUCUGAACUUGGUGGGGAUGUAGAUGAGGUGUCAGAACAAGAAGAAGAGGUGGUUGAGCCAGCCGGAUCAGAAGAAACAAUACCUAAAGUUUCUGAGGAAACGGUACCAGAAGUUUCUGAACAGGAAGGAGAGGUAGCUGAGGAGGAAGUUGUGGAGAUUUCUGAAGUAGAAACGGAAGUUGUUGAUGCUCCAGCGCCAGGUGAAGGUGUGGUUGAAGAGUUGGAACCAGCAUCUGAACCAGAACAGGAAGGGCAUGAAACCGAAGUGACAGAAACAGGACAUGAGGUAGUUGAGACUGCAGAAUCAGAGGAGGAGCCAGAAAAUGCCUCAGAACCAAGUGAAGAACUGGUGGAGGUUGUAGAGAUAUCGCCAGUACCAGAACCAGGGGAAGAGUCAGAAGAAGUAGCAGAUGUACUACAACCAGAUGAGGAUGUAGUCGAGGAUGUAAAACCAGAGCAGGAAGUAGUUCCAGUACCACAGGAAGAGCCUGAGGACAUUUCAGAACCGCAACUUCCCCCAGAGGCCGGAGAAGAGGCAGCGGAUGUUUUUAAGGAAGAACAAGAGGAGGUUGUUGAGAAUCCCAAGGAUGAAACCGACCCAAAGGAAGGCACAGAUCUUGAUUUACCCGGAGUUUCAGAAAUAGAGGAGGAAGGAGUGGGAGGAGUUGAUGUCCCAGAACCAGACGGAGAAGUUACUGAGCCACCAGCUGAAUCAAUUAAAAUCCUUCACCCAUUGGACAGCGCGGACGAUCUUCACUUCGGAGAGGAUACUGUUCAGGUUAUUGAAGAUAACGAGUUCCUUCCACCAGUUGGACCGAACUAUCCCCGGCCACAUGAGGAAGAUAACUUACCCAUCUUACCGAUAGACAUCCAACCUUCUGAAGAAAAUGAAGGUGAAACUGACCACGAAUAUCCCGUCGUCGAUGACUUUUACACGGAGGAGGGUGGUGACGGUGUAGACACACAAGUGGAAAGUGACACUGGUGCCCCCACACCGACAGAAACACCAGAGAGCGAUCUACAGUUUGAAACAACCUCUGAUAUCGCAGAGUCGACAGCUGCAGACAACCACGACACAUCAGAGGGUGCUGAAGUCACAGAAGAUGUGCCGGAGGAAACGCAACAAAGUGAUUCAUCCCCAGAAAGAGACCUCAGUGCAACGGCAGCACCGGUUUCAGACUCCUUCCCUACACCUAUGGCAACUUCAAUCGAUGUGUCCGCACCCAGCCCGACAGUAGACUCUGGCAUCUUUGAGGUAGAAGAGCAAUCUGUAAUCCCCUCUACCCCUGAGUCUUCAGAGGAAGAUGGCGCGGCGCCAGAGGAAGAGUCGGAGCCAGCUGUCGUCAUUAUCGACGAAGACCUGGAAGACGCAGUACCAAAAGGAAGCGAAGGCCAAACCAUCCCAGCGCCAGGCACCGAAGACGUCGUAGAUGAGGCUGUGAAGGACCUGGCGGUGGAGCUGGACCAAACGGACGUAACAGCCACAGAGUCAAACGAGCUGCCAGACGAGGGGAGCGGAUUCCUACCUGUGGUGGAGGAAGGCACCGCUGUCGGCGUCACAGCCCCGCCUCCAGUCAGAUACCUGACCACGCCCUCCAUGACCACGGCCGGCCAGGGCAGGGAGCUGGUGGUGUUCUUCAGCCUGCGUGUCACCAACAUGGACUUCUCUGAGGACCUCUUCAACAAAACCUCUCCAGAGUACAGAUCGCUGGAGAACACCUUCUUAGACGUGCUGAUGCCGUUCCUGCAGGCAAACCUGACGGGCUUCAAGAAACUGGAGAUUCUUAACUUCAGGAAGGGCAGCGUGGUUGUCAACAGCAAGAUGAAGUUCGCCAAGUCGGUGCCGUACAACAUCACCAGCGCCGUGCACUGCGCCCUGGAGGAGUUCUGCCUCACCGCCUACCAGAACCUGCACAUCCAGAUCGACACACACUCUCUGGAUGUUGAACCAGCUGAUCAGGCCAAUCCCUGCAAGUUCCUGGCCUGCGAUGAGUUCUCUCGCUGCGUGGUGAACGGCCGGACGAAAGAGGCUCGGUGUCUGUGCGAGCCGGGCUUCCUGUCGGUGGGCGGCCUGCCCUGUCAGAGUCUGUGUGUCCUGCAGCCCGACUACUGCCAAGGAGGCGACUGUCACAUUCUCCCUGGACACGGAGCCGUGUGCAGAUACAAAGACAGCUACUCCCUCCCAGGCCUUGCCAGUUAAGAAAAAGUAUCAGAUUGGGUGUCACCUGAGAAUACUACUAAAGGACUCCAUGAAAUAGGACUUGUCAGAAGGACAUCGGGACUCAUCACAGCCUCAUAAUUAGAAAUCAAAAGCUGAAGAGCUUUCAGGAUAAACUGUUUGCCUCCAAACUCUUCAGAGCUCUGAGCUUUAUAUCAGAGGAUGAUCUUCCUUCAGCGUAAACAGACAUUUAGGCCACUUUGGAAACUGCCGGAUGUCGUCGAAGAGGAUCUCCGCACGACUGCAGCCUCGAUCAGUGAUCGACCCUGGAGGUUUUUGUACACGUCUGCUGACUCGCUUUGUGUUUGUGUAGCAAAUAGGUGGUUAAAAAUACACAGGAUCUGAUGUGACAUGGUGAAAUCAUCUGAAAGCUCUCAAAUAUGGAAGAAAAAAGGAACCUCGCAUCAGGGAUCUGCUUUUAUUUUUUCAUUUAGGUCUGUAAACACUGUCAGAACUGGACGCCCUCAUCCUUUCACAGCUUAAUACAACCCUUCUUUACCCUGAUGUACACCUGACCCUCUUAUAUACUGGGACUGAAGAUGAAGAUCACUGUGGAUGUGUUGCCAGAGUAACAAAUAGUAAAAUGCAGCUGAUUUCAUCGCUAUCAUAAUCAGUAAUUACCAACCCUUGUUUUUAGCUUGUGAGCCCUUAAAAAUCAAGCAAUAUUUACUUUGAGCCCACUCCUGGUCACAUGGUUAUGGUUUUGAGCACCAAAAAGUGAAUUUUUCUUCCUCAUAUUGUCUGUUUUGAAGGAUUUUUAAAGGCCUAACAAGGUGAAAUAAGUAUUUUUAAAGGAAAAACUAGAAAAGCUAACCGUUUCUGUCUUUGUUAUUGGUGCUUUGAGCUAAAUGCUUACAUUUUGCAGGAAUAAUGUUUACCACAUUUUAUCGUUAUCUUAGUGUAGCUUGUUAGCAUGCUAACAAUGAAUUUUGUGGGCAACUGCAGCCAUUUUUUGAGUUAUAGAUCUGUAAUAUCACCAUAUUCUCUUGUACAGUUCAUGUAAAUAGACAAAACAUCUACUUUUGGGGGAAAAAACUGUACCUUGACCUUUUUCUUAUUUGAAGUGUUAAAUUGUCAUCUAAAUGUUGUUUUACAAUCAAUAGUUAAAAAUACAAACGGUGUUGUAUAAGAGACCCCAUUUUCUUCAUUUAAAAAAAAAAAAAAGGUAUUGAGGAGAUAUUCAGGUUUAGUUAUAGCCCAAACUGAAGUGAAAGAAGAUGCAGAGAGGGGGGUGAAACAUGGAAUGCUUUUAUUCAUCUGUUAGAGAGAUCAGCGUUAGAAAAGUGACAGUGGACAAAGGCAGUGCUUCCCGAGGAAUGAUUGUAAUGUGUGGAAGAGAAACAGAUCGGAGCAGAAGCGGGACUUUCUUGUACAUUUCAGGAACUAUUUCGAGGUCAUUUCUCGGAGGUCAUAAUCGUGGUCCAAGCUCCGAAUGUGGCCCCUUUACACUUGGCAUUAACGGACAGGAAAACAUUUUG